AUGUCUGUCUCCUCUUACAAUGUGAGUUCUGCAAGGCUGUUCCUGUGUGCUCCCUCUGUGUGAUACCAACAUACUGUACAUGCUGGUGUUUUCUCUGAUUCAUGUUUUUCACUGAUUUCUUAUCAGUAUGCAUUUAAGGCCACUGUGCUGUUCGUUUGUAGUCUGUAUCCACGCUCUAGUCAUUGUCAUUGUGAGAAUGGUCUAUUACAGCUGAAUAGUAAGCAGUUUCAAUAUAUUAUCAGUUCUAAAAUGUAAGACUGAUGUACAUGAGAAUAGAGAAUGCUUUAGACCUGAAUGUAUCCCUCAAACCAUGAAUAAGGAUCACAGAGCAUUGCCUUUGUUUUGGUGUAGUCCAUCUCUUCCUCUUCCCUGUGUGUCGCAGAUAAAAAUGUCCCAGGUGAAACAGGUGGGCCUGCUGGCUGCCGGGUGCCAGCCCUGGAACAAAGAUGUGUGUGCUGCCAGUGGAGACCGGUUUGCUUACUGUGCAACACUCGCUAUAUAUGUCUACAAGGUAAUUAGCUUGACAAACAUUGGUGUGUGUGUGUGUGCAUGUGUGCGUGCGUGCAUCUGUCUUUGUGUGUGUUCUCUCACUUCUUUGUCUAAAGGACAUUCAAAAGAGAUAUCUAAUCUUCAAGUGAUUUCUAUCAUUGACGUUUUCAUUAUCUAUCAUUAUCUGUACUAUUCUAUCUGUUUACAAAUGCAACACCAAUGCCAAUAUAUUCCUCAUCGUUCCCAUCUGUACCCAUGUAGUUGGACCACAGAUACAAUGAGUUCAAGCUUCGAGCCAUCAUGUCAGAGCACAAGAAGACCAUCACGGCCAUAUCGUGGUGCCCACACAACCCCGAGGUGUUCGCCAGUGCCAGCGCUGACAACCUGCUCAUCAUCUGGAAUGUGGCAGAGCAGAAGAUUGUGGCCAGGCUGGAUAACACCAAAGGUACUGAUAAUGAACUAUGUCCAAUGGAGGCAGAUGUACAGGGGGAAUGGGUGGGCCAGAGGGUAAUGUUCAGUAGGGAGAAAACGUUUUGAAACACAGUGAAACAAGGUGGAGCAGAAAGCUGUGGCCAGACUAGAUGAUAUCAAAUGUACUGAACAUAAUGCAAAAGAUACUGGUUCUAAUCAAUCAUCAGAAUGGAAAUGAGGAAUGACUGUAGACCAGUGGUAAGGGAGUUUACCUAGGAGUAGGCUCCUCUUUAGACACAACUGAUGGGAGAUGUGUCAGUGAGGUUAGAGAGAGUAGGCUGUGUGAGAGGUUAGAGAGAGUAGGUUGGGUUGCCUUGGGAGGGUGACUCAGUGUAGUGAAGUGUUUGUGUGCUUACUAAUGUCAUUAGUACUGGCUAUUGUUGCUGCUACACUGACUCCUAUCAGGAAGGAGAUGGCUGAUGGCUGGGUGGGUUGGUGUUAUUUGUUUUCCUAGGAGAGAGAGAGAGUGUGUGUGGGUGGGUGUGUGUGUUUGUUUGUGUGUGUUUUCUUUUUGUGUGUGUGUUUUCUGUGUGUGUUUUCUCUUUCUGUCUGUCUGUGUGUGUGUGUGUUUGUGUGUGUGUGUGUGUGUGUGUGUGUGUGUGUGUGUGUGUGUGUGUGUGUGUGUGUGUGUGUGUGUGUGUGUGUGUGUGUGUGUGUGUGUGCGAGUGUAUCUAAUGUGUCUCUAACCCUUGUGUACCAUCACCCAGGCAUCCCAGCGUCUCUGAGCUGGUGCUGGAACGCGGGUGACGGUGUGGCGUUUGUGUCCCACCGGGGCCCUCUCUACCUGUGGGCCAUCAGUGGGCUGGACGCCGGCGUUACCGUCCACAAGGAGGCACACAGCUUCCUGUCCGACAUCUGUCUGUUCCGCUGGCACCCCGUCAAGAAGGGCAAGGUGGCGUUCGGACACACGGACGGGAGCCUCUCCAUCUUCCAGCCAGGUAAGACUGAGGCUGCAUCUCAAUAGUCUAAAGAUUGUCUAGACUGAGGCUGCAUCUCAAGUCUAAAGAUAGUCUAGACUGAGGCUGCAUCUCAAUAGUCUAAAGAUAGUCUAGACUGAGGCUGCAUCUCAAGUCUAAAGAUUGUCUAGACUGAGGCUGCAUCUCAAUAGUCUAAAGAUAGUCUAGACUGAGGCUGCAUCUCAAUAGUCUAAAGAUAGUCUAGACUGAGGCUGCAUCUCAAUAGUCUAAAGAUAGUCUAGACUGAGGCUGCAUCUCAAUAGUCUAAAGAUAGUCUAGACUGAGGCUGCAGCUCAAUAGUCUAAAGAUAGUCUAGACUGAGGCUGCAUCCCAAUAGUCUAAAGUUAGUCUAGGCUGAGGCUGCAUCUCAAUUGUCUAAAGUGGCUUCCUCUCUUUGUCUUAUCUCCUUCAUCUGCACUGAUGUGAAAGAACUGGGCAGGCAUUUCCCUGUUAUUACAAUUUUACAUUUGAGUCAUUUAGCUAGCAGACACUCUUAUCCAGAGGAAGAUAAUCCUGCUGCAACAGGAAAUGUGAAUUAUUAUGUUGAUUAUAAUUCAUGGAUAUUUUUUGAUGGGGUUGAUACGUUUUUAGUUAGGGCAAAUCAAGACUGACAUUUUAAAGUAGAAAUUACAAACUUUAGAAUCCUUUUUAAACCUCGAAUACACUACAAGUUUGCAUUUCCUGCUGUGCAGGAAAAUUCUCAGCAACAAAAGAGUGAUCAAAUUAAGAUCCUACAUCUGUAGACCCUUCUUCAAAAUAGCCGCUAUCAGCAGAAUCAGUGCCAGGAAGACCUUUAAAUAUGUAGUUAUUGACAGUUUCUUCCACACGAGCCCUUUAUUAGGUACCUCCAGAUAUUUGAUUAGGGGCUGUGUUGACUUUAUUUAGUCAGUUGAUGCAGUAGGUCUCCUCUCCUGUCCUAGGAUCUAAAAACCAGAAGCACGUGUUGCGCCCGGAGUCUUUAGAGGGGACAGACGAGGAGGACCCGGUCACAGCAUUGGAGUGGGACCCCCUGUCUACAGACUACCUCCUAGUGGCCAACUUGCAUAAUGGCAUCAGAAUGGUAGACUCAGAAGGGCUGACCUGUGUCACUACCUUCAGCUUCCCCAGUUCAGCUGCCUCAGUACAGUGUCUGGCCUGGGUCCCCAGCGCACCCGGCAUGUUCAUCACUGGAGGUAAGGACAUAUUGGGGUAGGGUAUAAGUGGUAGGGUACAGUGGGUUAGGGUGCAGUUCAGCUGCCUCAGUACAGUGUCUGGCCUGGGUCCCCAGCGCACCCGGCAUGUUCAUCACUGGAGGUAAGGAACAGAAGCUGGGUUAUGGGAUAGGGCUUAAGGGGUUAGGGUACUGGGGGUUAAGGUAAGGUCAUAGCCCUGGGUUUGUUUCUUUACAUGAGGUAGGGUAUGUUUAUCAAUGUAGGUAGCUAGAGGUCAGCUGUGUAGGGCUCUUGCCUUUAGAACUUGAGUCAAUACCACUGUUUCAACUUGUUCCUUCUUUUUCCAGAUUCUCAAGUUGGUGUGUUGAGGAUAUGGAACGUGUCAAGAUCUACACCUCUUGACAACUUCAAACUGAAGAAGACCGGCUUCCAUGCUUUACAUGUGUUAAACUCUCCCCCAGCCAAGAAAUGUAAGCAUUAGACACAUUACUGACACAUUAGCUCUGAUAAUCCACAAAUUACGGUAGAAUCCACAGUCUACAGUACACUCUUAGAAAAAACGGUGCUGUCUACAGUAGGAUCUAAAAGGGUUCUUCAGCUGUCCCAAUAGGAGAACCCUUUGAAGAACCCUUUUUGGUUCCAGGUAAAAAACCUUUUGGGUUUCAUGUACAACUCUUUCCACAUAGAGUUCUAUAUGGAACCCAAAAGGGUUCUACCUAGAACCAAAAAGGGUUCUACCUGGAACCAAAAAGGGUUACCCUACAUGGACAGCCGAAGAACCCUUGUGGCUCACUUUUUUCUAAAAGUGUAUAAUAACUUCAGAGUUUUGGAUAUGAAUGACUGAUCUUGUGCAAUAAGAUAUCUCUUGGAAAAAGAGUAACUUUUCUGUAGCAUAGUUCUUUCCCCCAUUCUCGCUAUCACCUGACCUCUCCAUUAUUUACUUCCUACUCUUUUCAGCCAUGAGCUCCGUCUCCCCGACAAAGAACCACCACACGUCAUCCACCAGUGAGGCUGUUCCUCCUCCUACUCUAUCCCAGAACCAGGCCUUCUCCCUCCCCCCGGGCCACGCUGUCUGCUGCUUCAUGGACGGAGGGGUGGGGCUCUACGACAUGGGAGCCAAGAAGUGGGACUUCCUACGAGACCUGGUGAGGGAGGGAGGGAGGGAGGGGAGGAGAUGGGGGGGUGAGGAGGAAAGGAGAAGGGAGAGGAUGGAGAGAGGGAACAAGGGAGGGAAAAGAAUGGGGGGACAAGUGAUAGCAAGGGAGGUAGGGGAAUUGGGAUGAUCCUAACAGCAUUCUUCUAUCUAUUGUUUGUGUCUGGAAUUCUAUUGUACAUAACUCCCAAUCCAGUUCAUAUUGAAGAAGACCUGAUCAUGAAACAAUAUGUUGUUCUCAGGGUCAUGUUGAGACCAUAUUUGACUGUAAAUUCAAGCCAGACGACCCCAACCUGUUGGCGACAGCCUCGUUUGACGGGACCAUUAAGGUGUGGGACAUCAACACCCUCACGGCGGUGUAUACCUCUCCCGGCAACGAGGGUGUGGUCUACUCUCUGUCCUGGGCUCCUGGUAAGACAUGGGGAGAGAACACACACAGACCAUAAUACUUUGGGUGUUUCUCAAUAUGCAUACUAUUGUGCUCCACACGCUCGUGCUCCGAGUGCAUUCUCCGAGGACGUUCUCUUGAGUGCGUUCUUGUGAGGACGAGAGUGUGGAGAACAAAAGUAUGUGGACACCUGCUCAUCAAACAUCUCAUUCCAAAAUCAUGGGCAUUAAUAUGGAGUUGGUCCCCCCUUUGCUGCUAUAACAGCCUCCACUCUUCUGGGAAGGCUUUUCACUAGAUGUUGGAACAUUGCAACGGGGACUUACUUCCAUUCAGCCACAAGAGCAUUAGUGAGGUCAGCACUGUUGUUGGGCCAUUAAGCCUGGCUUGCAGUCGGCGUUCCAAUUCAUCCCAAAGGUGUUGGAUGGGGUUAAGGUCAGGGUUCUGUGCAGGCCAGUCAAGUUCUUCCACACCGAUUUCCACAAACCAUUUCUGUAUGGACCUCGCUUUGGCUUUCCCCAAACUGUUGCCACAAAAUUGGAAGCACAGAAUCGUCUAGAAUGUCAUUGUAUGCUGUAGCAUUAAGAUUUCCCUUCACUGGAAUUAAGGGGCCUAGCCCGAACCAUGAAAAACAGCCCCAGACCUUUACAGUUGGCACUAUGCAUUGGGGCAGGUAGCGUUCUCCUGGCAUCCGCCAAACCCAGAUUUGUCCUUAGGACUGCCAGAUAGUGAAGCGUGAUUCAUCACUCCAGAGAACGCAUUUCCACUGCUCCAGAAUCCAAUGGCGGCAAGCUUUACACCACUCCAGCUGAUGCUUGGCAUUGUGCAUGGUGAUCUUAGGCUUGUGUGCGGCUGCUCGGCCAUGGAACCCCAUUUCAUGAAGCUCCUGACGAACAGUUCUUGUGCUGACGUUGCUUCCAGAGUCAGCUUGGAACUCGGUAAUGAGUGUUGCAACCGAGGACAGACAAUGGCGUUCCCGUUCUGUGUGCUUGUGUGGCCUACCACUUUGCGGCUGAGCCGUUGUUGCUCCUACACGUUUUCACUUCACAAUAACAGCACAUACAAAUGACCGGGGCAGCUCUAGCAGGGCAGACACUUGACGAACUGACUUGUUGGAAAGGUGGCAUCCUAUGACAGUGCCACGUUGAAAGUCACUGAGCUCUUCAGUAAGGCCAUUCUACUGCCAAUGUUUGUCUAUGGAGAUUGCAUGGCUGUGUGCUCGAUUUGAUAUAUCUGUCAGCAACGGGUGUGGCUGAAAUAGCCGAAUGCACUAAUUUGAAGGGGUGUGCACAUACUUUUGUGUAUAUAGUAUAUGAGAUGUGAAUGGGCAACAUUUCAUUAAUUUUCUCUCGCUUCAGCUCAAAUAAUGGCUAUUGAUUUCAAUACAUUUUGCGUGUUUAUUUACGUGGUUGCGUCAUAUUUCUGUGCACACUUUCCGUUGAAGCUUGCAUCUACGCAUGCUUCAAAAUAUUUACAAACGGAGUAGGCAGCCGACAAGUGCACUCCAUGCACCGUUUCGCAUACUUUGAUUUGGACUCAUACUCUGACCCUCCCAUGCUCUAAUUUGAAACACCCUUUAUAUACCAUCAUUCGUCAUGUUGACUUUUAUUGUGAAAACUGCUCUGCUGGUGAUAAAUAAAUUUUUUAUGAAUGCCUUAAGUAUAUCCUUUCAAGUAAAGUGUUAAUGUGAGUUAUUUUCCAUUAAUAAUGAGUUACUGAAUAUACAUUAAGAAGCAAAUGUUAUGGAUUUUUUGAAUGAUUCAAACCAGGUUGAUAUGAAAUAUGUUGCGCUUUCUUGAGUUAGUCGUAAAUAUGUCUCUUGUUAUCUUUGUGUGUGUUCUUCGAAAGGAGACCUGAACUGCAUAGCCGGAGCCACGUCCCGGAACGGUGCAUUCAUCUGGGAUGUGAAGAAAGGCAAGAUGAUCACACGAUUCAAUGAAGUACGUCAACAACACUGACGAAGAACAUGACAGUCAUAAGGGCAUUUCACACUACUGAGCCGAACCGAGCUAAACCUGUGCUAAAGCUGCACUGAGAUAUCCUGGUUACGCAUCCACUAGCCAGCACAGUUUGGUUUGGGUCGGCACGAUAUGGUGAAAAGGUUCAUAGAGUAAUCUAUCAAUAAUCUCUUGAGUUUAUCAAUCUUUUUUUUAUGUCAUAGCCUUUUUGUUCCCUUGUGUACUUAACAGCAUGGGAAGAGUGGGAUCUUCUGUAUCGCAUGGAGCCAUAAGGACUCUAAAAGAAUAGCUACGUGUAGCGGGGAUGGCUUUUGCAUUAUAAGGACUAUCGAUGGCAGGGUCUUACACAAGUACAAGCACCCUGCUGCUGUGUUUGGUUGUGACUGGAGCCAGAAUAACAAGUAAGAGUCCAGUUGUAUAGUUCGCCUUUCAUACUGUAUAACAAGUAUAGUGGAAGAUAUAGUUACCUACUGUAUAUUCUACUAGAUCUUAUAUUCUCUCUCUCUCGCCUUCGAGGGAGAGAGAGGGAGAGAGAAGAGAGAAGGGAGAGGGGAGAGGAGAGAGAGAGAGAGGAGAGAGAGGAGAGAGAGAGAGAAGAGAGAGAGGAGAGAGAGAGAGGAGAGAGAGAGGGAGAGAGAGAGAGAGAGAGAGGGAGGGAGAGAGAGAAGAGAGGAGAGAGAGAGAGAGAGAGAGAGAGGAGAGAGAGAGAGAGAGAGAGAGAGAGAGAGAGAGAGGAGAAGAGAGAGAGAGAGAGAGAGAGCAGAGAGAGGAGAGAGAGAGAGAAGAAGAGAGAGAGAGAGAGGAGAGAGUAGAGAGAGAGUGAGAGCGAGAGAGCGAGAGAAUUAAUAUUAGAGCGAUCUCUCUCUCUCUCUUCUCCUCUCUCCUCUCUCUCUCUCUCUCUCUCUCUCUCUCUCUCUCUCUCUCUCUCUCUCUCUCUCUCUCUCCCUUUCUCCAUUCCCAGAGACAUGAUAGCCACGGGUUGUGAGGAUAAGAACGUGCGUGUGUACUACCUGGCCACCAGUUCUGACCAGCCACUCAAGGUGUUCACGGGUCACCUGGCCAAGGUCUUCCACGUGCGCUGGUCUCCUCUCCGAGAGGGUAUUCUCUGCAGUGGCUCCGAUGACGGGUACAUGCAGUACAUUCAUACAUUAUUCAUAUAGGUUCUUUCACUGUGUCUCACAGCACAUUGCAAUAGGGUAAUUCAUCACAUCCACCAAUGUGUAACAGUACCUGAAUAAUGCAUGGUAAUCACUUUGUACUGAUACACAGAUACUCAUGGUAGUUAUUUGAUAUGCUUCCAUUAUGAAUACAGAUGCCAUUGGUUUGAGUAGUCACUCUAUUAUGUAUAUGGGAGUCCGAAUAUAACCUCUAUCUUUCUCUCUCUCUCUCUCUCUCUCUCUCUCUCUCUCUCUCUCUCUCUCUCUCUCUCUCCCCCCCCCUCCCCCUCUCCAGGACUGUGCGUAUCUGGGACUAUACCCAGGAUGCCUGUAUCAAUGUGCUGAGUGGUCACACGGCGCCGGUCCGAGGCCUGAUGUGGAACACGGAGGUGCCCUACCUGCUGACCAGCGGUAGCUGGGACUACACCAUCAAAGUCUGGGACACCAGGGACGGAACCUGCCUAGACACCUGCUACGACCAUGGAGCUGAUGUUUAUGGUACUAGUCCUAAGUAAUGAAUCAGUAUAGGUGACUGGAAAAGUCUAUGGUACUAGUCCACAGUGAUGAGUCAAUGAGUGAGAAGAAACAAUGGUCCUCCAAUACUAGAGUUUGGCCUACUGUUGGAUUCUUGGAGGAUAUCAGAAUGUGUAUGACAUCUAACAACAUGCUCCUGAUCAAAUUGAAGUUUCAAACUGGAACACCAUACUGCAGGGAUAAUGAAAUAGAUUCAGCCAGAGCCGAUUAUUUAUUGAGUGGAUGCCGGAACAUAAUUACAAACAAUUUGAAGACUGCAAAUUGACCGCAAGAAGCCCAAAUAGAUAUAAUAUUUGACUAAAACAUUAUCAUCUCAAACCUUGCCUGCAUUUGUAUACGAUCACAUAUAUCUCUCUAUUAUGUGUGGGAAUCAAAAUUAAAAUCACUUGAAGCUGAUUUGCUGGUGUUUUCACAGCCUUUUAUGUACAACAAGAAAAAAUACAAAAUAUAGGGGGGUAUUUGUUCAGAAAACUUGAGGGGCCAAAUAAAGUUGGGGAAACCUGCCAUGCUUUAUAGAGGCCACUGAAUGUGAAAAGAAAUAUACAGUUACACUGUUUCUGUAAUGCUGUAACCUGAUCUGAUUCCCCCAGGCCUGACCUGCCACCCCAGCCGUCCCUUCACCAUGGCCUCGUGUUCCCGGGACUCUACAGUCAGGCUGUGGUCCCUCACUCCGCUCAUCGCUCCGCUCCUGGUCAACAUCCUGGCUGACCACAGCUGGGACGACAUCAUCGGCAACACGGGUCAGUCAAAUGUUCCGAUACUGAAGAAAUGUUUUGUGUAGAACAUGUACAGUGGUGUAGUGGAGUGUAACGCACUUAAACACCCUUAUUUUGUGCAAGCGUUUACCCACCUUUUGCUAAAAGAAUGCAUUGAAAAUAUAGGGAGCGUAACUUUACUCUCCGCGAACUGCAAUUAGCGUUCGCCCGUCAAUUUUUUUUACCACUACAUCACUGGCCAUGUAGAAUAAGGAAUCGUGUUAGUUCUAUGUGCUACAUUUCUGUAUACACUCCAGGAUUAGGGAUUCAUCAGUGAACACUCUUUAUCACUCUCCCAUCAGUCAAUAGCCCUAUGACAGAGAGAUAUUGCUACAGUGUUGAUUACUCAUAACAUCAAUAUGGAACAGUUUAAAUUGCUAUCAUUAGCUCAUGAUGUGGUCUGCACGAUGGUAUGACUCCUCUUCCUCUGUCUAUGCUGUGAGAGAGUGAUAAGACGACAGAGCGUCACAAGAACAAUUAUUCUGAAUGACAUCAUUCUGAAUCUGUGCGUGUCUGUAUUGUAGAGUACUAUAUCCCCUCCUCUCCUCCAGAUAGGGCCAUGGUACCUGGUGCUACCCCACUGCUCUGUGGGAAGGUGUCCAGAGACAUCAAGCAUGAGCUGGACAAACUCUCCAGUGAAGUACGGAUGAAGAAACUCAGGUGGUUCUCCGAAUGUUUCUCUGUGAGUAUAUUUACUUGCAAUUUUCCUUAAAUGAAUUGUACUCUAUUUACAGUCAUUUAGUUAUUCCAUUCCCAUAGUCCAUAGUUUAAUCUGAUGGUUUGAUGGAAGUAUAGUCGUUUUUUCCUUGGUAUAGUUUUACAUCAUCAGGUAUCCUUCAAGUUAGUACUCCUAUUUGGUAGUCAAAUUGAUAAUAUUAGCACAUAUUACUGGAAUCACUAUGCAUUAUGUACAUGCUACCCACACUUAUGAAGUGCUUAUGAAGUGCUUAUGAAGUGCUUAUGAAUACUUUUUCUCUGUUCUUGCCUCCAGCCACCAGGGGGCAGUCAUAACCUGUGGGACCUGGUGUCAGUGAUCAACGGGCAGGACGACAGUCUGCUUCCUCAGAGCUACAGCAAGGGCAUCAUGCACAUGAAACACUUGGUCCGCUUCAAAACCGUAAGUCGACCACUGACUGACUGACUGUCUCAGAUCUGCAAACAUUCAAGGGUUAGUGCCAAAGGAAAGGGGUAUGGAGUGAUUUUGGACCAGGCGUAUGAAUCAUAUUCCCAAGGGGUUCGUUUUCAAAAGAACAUCAAACUUUUAAAGACUAUUCACUUACAGUACAUAUUUCAAUGUGUCUGUUCUGUAGUCUGAGGCCCAAGAGUUGACCAUAGUGAAGAUGUCUAAGUUCGGCGGGGGGAUUGGGGCUCCCAGUAAAGAGGAGCGACUGAGAGACGCAGCAGAGAUCCAUCUCAGACUGGGGCAGAUCCAGAGAUACUGUGAACUCAUGGUGGAACUGGGAGAGGUAAUGGACUGAUUCAUUAUAGGCCCUAGGCUACACUCUUAGAAAAAAAGGGUUCCAAAAGGGUUCUGCGGCUGUCCCCAUAGGUAGAACCCUUUUUGGUUCCAGGUAGAACCCAUUUUGGUUAGAACUAUUUUUGGUACUAGAUUGCACCUUUUUCUAAGAGUGUAUAACAACUAUGAGUGUAUCAGGAACAAUAUAUGGACUCAUAAGGCAUUGCAGUAUGUCAAUGAAAGUGUUACCAUUAACAAUCACAGCAUUAAUUGCUGUACAUAAUGAUGAUGUUUGUCUUGUUUUCUGUAUUUGCCAGUGGGACAAGGCAUUGUCAGUUGCCCCUGGUGUAUCCAUAAAGUAUUGGAAGAAACUAAUGCAAAGGUAUGUUUUGAGGUAGUUUAUCAACCUUAUUCAAGAGUCAUGUUAUGGUUACAGUUCCAUUUUUGUCAUUUAGCAGGACGCUCUUAUCAUUAACCAAUGCAUGUGUCCUCGUAGGAGAGCUGACCAGCUGAUGCAGGAAGAAAACCAUGAUGUCAUCCCGUACUGCAUUGCCACGGGAGACGUGAGGAAGCUGGUCAACUUCUUUACUGCCAGGGGUCAACUGAACGAGGCGCUGCUAGUGGCUCAGGUAUGACGACAUUGACAGCCUAUGAUUAAUUAAUUCAUUAGAAAACAAAGUAACAUAAUAUAAAAAUUGUAUUGGUUACAAUUGGAACCCCUGUUCUCUGAAGGAGAGAACAAGAUACUACCAUGCUAAUUGACCUAUUUGGAUUGAUAAAGGUUCAUUCACCCAAAUUGCUGUCAUAUGUCAUAACUUGGUUGUUGUUCUUGUAUAGGGAGCUUGUGAAGGCAACAUCCACGUGCCUCAGACCGCCGUAAUCAACCACACAGCCACUACAGACAGUGACGACAUAGAGGCAUAUAACGGGUGUGUCCUUUUCACAUGAAAAUACACCAUUUGCCUAAUUUUGGUGUGUUCCACAACAAACGUAAUCACUAUCCUGUCCAUGGUGCAUUGCAUCCAUACCGGGCAACUGAAUAUCCCCUCAUGACCCCAGGCUUGUGUGGCUCAAGUGUAAUCUCUCUUGUUCCAGGCUGCUGCAGUGUGUAUGUAAGGAGCUAGCGGAGUGGUAUUUCCAAGAUGGCCGUGCUGUGCUGGCGGCGUGCUGUCACCUGGCUGUUGACAACACUGAGGUAAACACACAGACUCUGUAUGUUCUCUUGUAAUACACACAUAAUAUUCACUGUUCCGUAUGCUAAUUGUUCACCUCAAACCUAAAGCUGGUCAUGAGCUACCCUCCCGCAAAAGCCUACCUACAGAGCACUAAUGCCUAUGAAUGUGAACAUAAAUGUAGAUAUUUAGUAGAUGCAUAACUUAUCAUGUUGUUGUGUGUUCCCCACAGCUAGCCAUGGCCAGUCUAAUCCGGGGUAAUGAGCUGGAGCUGGCUGUGUGUGUAGGGCUGGUGUUGGGAGAAUCAGCCAAUCAGGCCACUCACUACGUCCUGGAGCUACUAGCCAGGAAGUACAUGACCGCACCCACCUGGUAAGAGCCAAUUACAACUCUCCAUGAGAGGGCUACUGUACAUAACAGGCUAGAUUAUAUAUAUAUAUUCUCCAUAUGAUUGAGAAUCAAAUCAAAUCAAAUCAAAUCAAAUUUUAUUGGUCACAUGCGCCGAAUACAACAGGUGCAGACAUUACAGUGAAAUGCUUACUUACAGCCCUUAACCAACAGUGCAUUUAUUUUAAACAAAAAAAGUAAGAAUAAAACAACAACAAAAAAGUGUUGAGAAAAAAAAAAGAGCAGAAGUAAAAAAUAAAGUGACAGUAGGGAGGCUAUAUAUACAAUAGAAUAAAGUGACAGUAGGGAGGCUAUAUAUACAGGGGGGUACCGUUGCAUAGUCAAUGUGCGGGGGCACCGGCUAGUUGAGGUAAUAUGUACAUGUGGGUAGAGUUAAAGUGACUAUGCAUAAAUACUUAACAGAGUAGCAGCAGCGUAAAAAGGAUGGGGUGGGGGGGCAGUGCAAAUAGUCCGGGUAGCCAUGAUUAGCUGUUCAGGAGUCUUAUGGCUUGGGGGUAGAAGCUGUUGAGAAGUCUUUUGGACCUAGACUUGGCACUCCGGUACCGCUUGCCGUGCGGUAGCAGAGAGAACAGUCUAUGACUAGGGUGACUGGAGUCUUUGACAAUUUUGAGGGCCUUCCUCUGACACCGCCUGGUAUAGAGGUCCUGGAUGGCAGGGAGCUUUGCCCCAGUGAUGUACUGGGCCGUACGCACUACCCUCUGUAGUGCCUUGCGGUCAGAGGCCAAGCAGUUGCCAUACCAGGCGGUGAUGCAACCAGUCAGGAUGCUCUCGAUGGUGCAGCUGUAGAAUUUUUUGAGGAUCUGAGGACCCAUGCCAAAUCUUUUUAGUCUCCUGAGGGGGAAUAGGCUUUGUCGUGCCCUCUUCACGACUGUCUUGGUGUGUUUGGACCAUGAUAGUUCGUUGGUGAUGUGGACACCAAGGAACUUGAAGCUCUCAACCUGUUCCACUACAGCCCCGUCGAUGAGAAUGGGGGCGUGCUCAGUCCUCUUUUUUUUCCUGUAGUCCACAAUCAUCUCCUUUGUCUUGGUCACGUUGAGGGAGAGGUUGUUGUCCUGGCACCACACGGCCAGAUCUCUGACCUCCUCCCUAUAGGCUGUCUCAUCGUUGUCGGUGAUCAGGCCUACCACUGUUGUGUCGUCGGCAAACUUAAUGAUGGUGUUGGAGUCGUGCCUGGCCAUGCAGUCAUGGGUGAACAGAGAGUACAGGAGGGGACUGAGCACGCACCCCUGAGGGGCCCCCGUGUUGAGGAUCAGUGUGGCAGAUGUGUUGUUACCUACCCUUACCACCUGGGGGCGGCCCGUCAGGAAGUCCAGGAUCCAGUUGCAGAGGGAGGUGUUUAGUCCCAGGAUCCUUAGCGAGAGAGAAUGUACAGAUCGCAUUUGUUUAUCAUCUCCAUCCUCUCAUUUCUUGUAGCUUUCCAUCAGUUGGAAGCAGGUAUUAUACAUUUUUCAUGUAUCAUAACCAUAAGUUUAAUGCGAUAAAGGAUUUGACUUUAUUCUGGUUUGAUUUGCAUCUUUUGUUCCAUCCGUUUGUAUCUGGUCUUGUACAGUACAUUACCUCAUUCAUAAAGACUGCUUAGGUUUUCAGAGGGAUGUGUGGAUGUGUCCUCUGCAAUCCAACAACUAGACUAAUGUCACCACCCUUCUCCUUCCCAGGGACCUGGCAGCUGAUCUUCUCCAGAUGAUCCCAGACAACGAGGUCCUGCUGGCCAAGCUGUGUGCCUUCUACCCUGGGAGCUCCUCAGAGAUAAACCAAAUCCAUAAAAAAGUUGGUGCAGAAAUUCAACGAAAAUUCUCUGUUGAGCAUUCUUUUAAGUCAUGCUUUUUAGUCCAAACUGGGUCCGGGAAACCAGUCCUAAUUGUUUAAACAGAAGAACAUACAAAUAGACCUAUCUACAAUAUGACAUGAAAAUGUCAACAACAACAUUUAAUGAAAAAAUUUAUGUUAAUAAUGGGGGGUGUUGUUUCAGUGUGGUCUUCCCAGUCUGGAGGAAUGUCAGGCAUUGGCUGAGUCUGCUGUCAGCGAGGGAGACAUAUUCAAUGCUGUCAAGUACUAUCUACUGAGUCCAGAACCCGAGGCAGCCCUGCUUGUUGGCAUCACCCACGUCAAAGAACAACUGAGUGAUUCUGACUGGACCGUAGACUCUGUCCAUCCUAUCCUGGACCUUCUGGGUUACAUUAGAACGGACCGGCUCAUACUUGCCAAGUUCACUGAGUAAGUGAAUGGAAAACACAAUGUGUGAGACAACGUCACCUGGGUCUAGGCAGGUAGCCUAGCGGUUAAGAGCUUUGGGCCAGUAACUGAAAGGUUGAUGGUUCGAAUCCCUGAGCCGACUAGGUGAAAAAUCUGUCAAUGUGCCCUUAAGCAAGGCACUUAACCCUAAUUGCUCCUGUAAGUCACUCUGGAUAAGAGCGUCUGCUAAAUGUGAGAGGAAGGUUAAGAAUACUGCUAUAGAUUGGCCAUCAGCCCUCUCACCUUGGAUGUUCUUAUUGUGUUAUAGAGCUCGAAGUGAGCUGCUCAUCCUAUCUGGUUACAUCGGUGCACUGUUGGCCAUCAGAAGACAAUACUCCAGCAUCGUUCCUGCACUUUAUGAGUAUACCAGGUAAGAUGCAAAAGCCACCGUAUGGAACACUUUCUAAAUGUCUAUGUUGAACCUACAUCACCUAAUUCUUCAAUGUUGAAUUUAAAGCCCUAUCUCUGACCUCUCACCUUCCUCCCCAGUCAGUUGAUGAAGAGGAGAGAGGUGUCUGUUCCCCUACAGAUAGAGCAACUCUCUGUAGAGCUGGAGGCAUGGAUGGCCUGCACACCUUCUCUCAUCAAGUGAGUAGAAGAAUUGUCUUGUCAAUCCAUGACACUGAUACACUCUACUCUGGCCUGGCCCGGAUGUUAGUCAUCACAUAUUGGACUAGCAAACUCAAGACAGUUUGAGGUUCAAAGUCUGACAUUAAAACACACCGGUGUCUACAUGUCUGAAUCGUUUGAUUCUGUCUCCAUGCCUUCCAGCUCCAGGGGUCCUGAUGAUGCUCCCUACACCCCUCCGUCAGAGGCGCAGAAGGCAGAGCACGCCCGCCUGCUAGACAGGCUCCAGAAGGAGCCACUCAGGGGCCUGGAGGGGCCCGACUAUGUCACAGGCUCCAACCUGCCCAGCCAUUCUGACGUCCAGGUCUCCUGCUUUACCGGACUCAGGAUUCAGGUCAGCCUCAAGCAAUCAACCAAUUAAUAAAUCAAAGUGUAUUCAGAAAGAUACAUUCAGAAAUAUAUUGGUCACAAAGGGACAGUUUCGAGGACACAGAAUUGGGUCCAGGACUAGGUUUAAUCUGGGUCAGGGAAACAAAGGGCUCAGCAGCAACUCAGACCCAAACCACCAUGCUUUCUAACCCCUUACAAAGAGGGCCAUGCUAUAUAUAGCCCAUGAGUGGUUACUAUUUGUAGUCCCCUAGUGGUGGGUAAUCACUAAAUGGGUGGUAAUCAGUAAACUGCUGCUCAAGCUGUCUCCACUGCGAUGAUUUGAAGUGCCUUUCUGCUUGAAGUGUGUCUCAGUCACUUCCUCAGCUGAUUCAAGGGGAGAAAGAUGACGUUACUUCAACCUUUAAACUGUUGUGCUUUUAUUUUCUUCACUCAGGGCCCUGUGUUUUUCCUUGAGGACGGUAAAUCGGCCAUAUCAUUGAACGAUGCCCUUAUGUGGGCCAAAGUGAACCUUUUCUCACCUCUGGGGACGGGUGUCCGUCUCGACCCCUUCUAAGACACAGCCUAGCCAAUGAGGACGGGCUACAGGACUAAUGGCAUUUGAUUGGUCAGCCUCCGAGGCCAAGGUCACAUGAUGGUAAAAGGUCAACGUCAGGACCGACACCUGCUCUCCCUGAGAGAUAGAAGGAAGAAGGGAUGGACGUUCCAGAACGGAAGAAGAGAGAUGGAUGGAAGAAAGCGACAAACAAAUAUGCUUAAAAUUAGUUCUCUCCUCCACUAUGUGCUUUUUCUAUGUGGUUUACAAUGUGUGCAGCACAAGUCAUCCAGUCAACAGUAUUACAGCUUCUUAUAGAAAACGUGUUGCCGUACUUAGACACUGACAAAGAGUGUUUGCAUGGUUGAAACGGGUUAUAGUGUUGCUAUGUGGGAGCGAGACCAUUGCAGUACUUCUCUGUCUUGUUUUAGACACGCCAUCACAUGCACGUCAGUCCACAGACAGACAAGUCGACGAGCUAUAUGAUUCUUAUUAUACUCAUGAUCAUAGCACCAGCAUCAUUUGAUUGAUGAAUACCAUAUUUGUGUUGUAUUGCUGUUGGUUUAACGUUGCGCAAUGUUGCAUCAUCAUUUCUGUUUGUAACAGAAAUCCGCCAGCACACACACAGGUACAAGAGCAAAGCAUAUGAUGAUCUAGGCCUACAGUGGUAGUUGAUCGAAAGCAAACAUAGUUGUUAGCCUUUUAUUUAGCUUAGCAUCAAUCAACCAAAUAAUUGAUGUAGGACUUGAUUGCUUUCUCAUUAAAACAGCUUAGCAGCAUCGUGUCUGUACAGUACCGUGUUUGACUGUGAAUGUAUAAGACUUCUGCUCGACCAAAAAUAAGGAUGUGGACAUGUAAAAUUGUCAAUUAUCCUGUGAAUAGGUUAUUGUAUUGCACAUAAGACUGUAAUUCCUGUUGAGUUGCGCAGAACUGUAUCAGGGAUCACAGUUGCUAGCUAGAAGGGGAGGUAGUUGGUACUGUACAAGGCUAGAAUAAUAGCUGUUAUGAUACUGGAUCCAUAGAAUUAUAAUUUAUAUUCUAUGGUUGGGUCGAUGCUUUAGAAUGUCUCUGAGUCUCGUCGGCAUUACACCGUCAUAAUCAUUCGUAGCCAUCACCUGACUGCAGAAUUUGUAGUGAUUUCGUAUUGAUGAUAAGCUUCUGCAUGGAAUUCAUUAUUACAAUCAAUAUUUGGCAGACAGGGUGACAACCUGCUAAGACUAGCUAACUUAUAUGUUAAAUAAUAUGCCAUUAAACAGAAAGCUAUGAUAAAAAGAAGGCAAUAUUUGAGAAUCCUUUUGCUUUUGAAACACAGACUUGAAUAAAUAGGCUAAUUAAGAAAUUAAAUACCUGAAGGUUGUGCCUUAAGAAAGUAGAAAACGAUUUGUUACAUCUUUAUCACUGCAACAUACAGUAUAUUGGAAAGUAGGUACAUUCAUGUAAAUAGAAUAGGUUUUCUUCCUCCUGCUUAAUGAAACAAACAUUUAUUCAGAUCAUUUGUAAUUGUGUUGUAAUUUUUUAAAUAAUGUAUUGAUAUUACUUUUCCACCUACACUACUGUUCAAAAGUUUGGG
Coregonus sp. 'balchen' is the source of this 17336-nucleotide messenger RNA. The record is from the annotation of a GenBank genome assembly. Lineage: Eukaryota; Metazoa; Chordata; Actinopteri; Salmoniformes; Salmonidae.